AUGUGCUGGAGUUUAAAAGAGCUUAUAGCCCCCGAGCCGGUGCAGAAGCAGCCGGUGGUUGCGUGGGGUAGCGCCGGGAGCGGCGGCAAGGAAGACGCCAAAAUCCCAGUUCUGAGCAGCGAGGGUUGGACAAGAAGCCAGAAGAAUUGCCCAGACCUUUAUGAGAAAUUGGGGACGCCCCAAGGACUUUGGACUGGUGGAGAGAUGGCUAACCCUGUCCGGUCAGCCUGCUGCGUGGUGCUCGCCGCAGUGGUGGUGGUGUACGCCCAGAGGCACAGCCAGCAGGACAGCCACAUCCAGUAUGAACGGGUAGGUGCAGAUGUGACCAUGAAGUGUGGCUCCAUGGACUGGGAUGCAGCCGUGACCUGGACAGCCAAUGGCACUGACAUUGAUGAGUCCCACCUGAAUGGGUCAUACCUGAUCCUGAAGAAUGUCGACCUGUCGCAGAGUGGCCAGUACUCCUGCUACGAGGGCUCCUCCUGGCACCUCAAAUACCAGACCUACCUGAGGGUGGGAAUCCCUCCAAAGGAACCAGUGCUGAUGUGCCGGUCCAACAACUACCCGAAGGGUUUCUACUGCAGCUGGCACCUGCCCACUCCUACCUACAUCCCCAACUCCUUCAACAUCUCUGUUAUACACGGCACAAAAGACAUGGUCUGCGAGAAGGAUGCCAUUCCCAAAAACAGGUGUCACAUCAGAUACCUCCAGCUCUUCUCGACAGUGAAGUACAAGGUGACUCUGACAGUCACGAAUGCUCUGGGCAAAAACUUCACCACUCUCACCUUUGACGAGUUCGCCAUAGUAAAGCCAGACCCUCCGGAGAGUGUGGUGGCCAAACCUGUGCCUAAUAACCCUCGAAGACUGGAGGUGUCAUGGCAAAACCCUUCAUCGUGGCCUGACCCUGAGUCUUUCCCACUGAAGUUCUUCCUGCGGUAUCGGCCUCUCAUCCUGGACCAGUGGCAGCAUGUUGAGCUGUCAGAUGGGACAUCACACACCAUCACGGACGCUUAUGCUGGCAAGGAAUACAUCAUCCAGGUAGCAGCCAAAGACAACGACAUCGGCACGUGGAGUGACUGGAGUGUGGCUGUUCAUGCCACCCCCUGGACAGAGGAGCCCAAGCAUCUCACCACGGAGGCCCAGAUCACAGAGACAACAAGUGCUAGCACCUCCUCUUUCAUGGCACCACCCACCACUAAGAUCUGUGACAAGGGAGCUGUGGUGGGCAGUGGGGCCAUGGCAGUGUGUUGGACAGCUGGACUGGUCGUGGCUGCCUAUAGUGUCCUCUUUAUUUAG
Molecule: messenger RNA, 1293 nt
Organism: Cinclus cinclus
Lineage: Eukaryota; Metazoa; Chordata; Aves; Passeriformes; Cinclidae
Gene: CNTFR
Product: ciliary neurotrophic factor receptor
Exons: 9
Coding region: 1-1293 (430 amino acids)
Biological process (GO): cytokine-mediated signaling pathway
Cellular component (GO): ciliary neurotrophic factor receptor complex; CNTFR-CLCF1 complex; membrane
Molecular function (GO): ciliary neurotrophic factor receptor activity; cytokine binding
Source: RefSeq, a predicted model, not a curated record